This is a messenger RNA of Fusarium vanettenii 77-13-4, 2634 nucleotides long. RefSeq lists its product as uncharacterized. The transcript is spliced from 4 exons. The annotation marks the transcript as partial. Lineage: Eukaryota; Fungi; Ascomycota; Sordariomycetes; Hypocreales; Nectriaceae. The record is from RefSeq and is a predicted model, not a curated record.
AUCAACGAUAUGGCGACCACGGCGGCUGGCUCGCCACCCGCCAUAACAACGGUCGCUGGAAGUGCUCGAGCAUGCAGCGAGUCUUUCCAGAAUUGCCUCAACAAGGCCGCUCAAAUCCACCACCGUGAACUAUCGCUCGUGGAGAAUCAGCAUGCGAGAUUUGCCAUCUGGGCUGCCAAUAUCCGGGUCUUCAGUGCUGGCCGAGACUCUUUGGAUCACCGAUUACGGGAGGCGUUAGAUGUGCAAGAUGCUGUUAUUGGCCUUUUGCAGGCCUUGGACUACAAGGUCCAGAGUUGUUCAAACAUCCUUGGGCCGCUUGCCGAAAAGACUAAAGGGAAGCUUCUGGAAAAGGUCCCUGACGAUUUGGACCAGGCCAUAGAAGGUAUCAGCAAAGAGCUGACCCUUCUACACAAAAUCUCGAACACAAUCCGCCGUGCAAGCAAAGAGAAGCAAAAUAUCCAAGCCGAAAAGUCGUUCAAGAUUCAAGAUGAGGAAGGGAACGAUGCUGAACCAUUUCUCCGCCAAUUAUUUAGCACCCAGAUCCGAGACAGAUUCCCCGGAGCCAGUGACACCAUCCAGCAACGCCUCGCUAAUAGCAUGGUGCUAAGGCGGAAGCGGAUUUUGUACCGAAGAAAACGUUACGACAAGAAACCAAUUCGUCCCCCAGAGCUGCCAUUGCCCCCUACAGUCUCGGCUCCCAAAGUCAAACCCAACGUUGGCGUGCAAAGACAACCUGUCAAUCAGCAACCUGCACCAGCUCCUACUCCUAGCAUCGUCCCAUCAGUUCCGCAGACCGCAACAACCUUGGUUGCCGAGAAGUUCCAACAAGCCGCUGCCCCCUCAGUCAUCUCCGUCUCCAAGACAGUCGCCCUGAGCAGUCAUGACCAACUUCAGUUCCCACCUGCUCCGUGUGGUGCUCUUAUGAGAAGAUACCGGCGGUUCGAAAAAGAACAGGACGAACAGCUCAAUUUUACUUUGAGGGCUAUCCCUGGCUACUACGGACCGAAAAGGCCACCAGCCUCAUGGGCACGGGAAGCCAUAUUGGACGAGUACUGGGACGACUGUCUAAGAGCAGUGGGGGAAGUAGUCUGCCAGUUUUGCUUUUAUGCUCUUCCAGUUCGGGAUGUGGUCCAAGAGUCGAAAUGGAGAUUGCACGUCAAGAAUGACCUCGAUCCCUACGUAUGUCUCUUUGAGGAAUGCGACUCGCCCGAGCACCUUUACAAUCAUAGCGAUGCUUGGCUAAAGCACAUGAAACAGCAUGCUAUGCGAUGGCGCUGUACGUCCAAGUCACAUCCUGCAGUUGUGUGCGAUACAAAGGACGAGUAUAUCAACCACAUGAAGACGAGCCACGGGGGCAAAUUCAACGAAGCCCAGCUUGGAGUUUUGGCGGAUCGGAGCGGCCGUGUUACUGGCCCAUUAUUCACGUCUUGUCCUCUUUGCGGUGUGGAGGAUGUGAAAGGCAGCAUGGAAGAACACGUCGUUGGACACAUGCGCCUCCUUGCUCUCAAGUCGCUGCCGGCUGCCCAGGAAGAACAAGACGACGAGUCAGGCUCAGAUGAUAGUGCAGCAGCAUCAAAUCCACACACCCGAAGCACAAUCGAUAAUGAUCGCGAACGAUACACUCCAUUCGAUCCAGACGACCUCUUUCACCUGCUCAAGGUGGAUAGACAACAGGAAGAAGCCAUUCCAUUCGUCGAUGAGGGCAUGAAAUCCACCGGUAAACUCGAUUCCUCAGGGAGACCAACCUUUUGGGCGGAUCCAGAUUGUGCUAUUUGCCUCGCGCCGGCGUCGGUGGAAUGCGACUGUGAGGCAAAAGCCCUCGACGUAGCUGUAAGGCAGCAAGAGGAAAGGGUCUUCGAGCCUAUGCGCAAACGGGCGCGAGUCUGGGCACGUCAAAGAGCACAAAACUUCAUAACCAAAGAGUUCAAGACGUAUGUAGAAAGCGAAGACUUCAAAACGUACGUUGAGACUGGAGGGUCGGCUUCCGAGGGCCAAGACGCCGCGUUGGGUCGUUCCAGACGGGAAACCAAUGAAGCUUGGGCGGCCAAUGUUCUACGGUAUCCCCAGACACUUGAGCACUUCUUUGGUCUUGUGGAGUAUUCGCUUCCAGCGCACGACGAUCCUACGGUGAGAGAUCCGAAGCCCAGGCCCGCACACUCAAUAUUUCCGCGGCCUAGAAACCCUCCGAGAUACCGAGAUACUAGACACCGGACGGGUCUGCACAUGCGGCAGCAUACCCUUUCAGAAGGAGACGAUCCCAGAGUGAAAGAUGGCCCUCUAAGGCCCUAUUCCAGAGCCCCGAUACUUACUAGUCAUGUAGAGAAUGAUAACUUGGAUAUUGGGAGCGAGGAGUCUUAUAUGGACGAGUCUGACGACGAUGGUGACGAUGGUGAGGAUGAUGACGAGUUUGACGAGAUGGUACGGAGAAAGCUUGCAGAAGCCGCUGCCAGCGAAGAAGAAAUAACAACGCCACAUACCAGUUAUGUUCAAGACGCCAAGGAAGAAUCGGAUGCCUCAGACUCCAUCCCGGCCAACAUCGAAAGCAAGCGUGUCUCCUCCCCACGCUAUACCAGCGAUGGAGAGUAUCACACAGCACACGUGAGUUCCAGUCUCUCCGUUUUGCAAGCUUUUUGA